Helobdella robusta is the source of this 1962-nucleotide messenger RNA. RefSeq lists its product as hypothetical. The transcript has 6 exons. NCBI's taxonomy places the organism in Eukaryota, Metazoa, Annelida, Clitellata, Rhynchobdellida, Glossiphoniidae. Bases 1 to 1962 code for a protein of 653 amino acids. The record is from RefSeq and is a predicted model, not a curated record.
AUGCAGAGUAAGGAAGGCAGGCAGACGGGCAGGCAGAGAGAGGCAAGCACUCUCCCACCUCUAUUGAAUCAUCUCAUUUGUAUGGGUCUCUAUUUGAUUACUCUUGCACGCAGUCAAUUCCAAGCGAAACAAACUCAAUUAGCAGCAGAACUGAACGUGAAUGACGACUAUGGAUACGCGCCAUUGAACAACACUAACCUACAAAUGCAUUAUCAUUUCAUGUUCACUCUAUGUUCACUCAAACCGGACGGGAAAUUAAACCGGCACGGAGGGAAAGAGAAGGGUCAAGAAUGCCCUGGGUCUAUGAAAGCGGUCGACCAACCAUCGGCCGGGUCUACAGGACCUUCGGGUUUGGCUCCCCGCGCUGCACCUGUCAACGAGGGUCGCGAAGCCGCACGUACAUCAGCUUCGGUCACGGAGGCUCCCAUGGGAACUGACCUUAACGCUUUUUUUGACGGACUGACGGCCGCCUUGAGAGAAACCCCGGUUAUUGAUUAUGUGCCGAAACCAUGUAGGGAAAAAGUAAUAAAAGAAUUGAUAGGGGGUCGAAGAUUCAACCAGGGUAAUCAUGUUAACAAACGAUUGGCAGAUUACUCUACAUUGGAGGUUGAGUCUAUUGCGGCUGGCUUUGAAAUCGACAAUACAAUAAAGCCACGAAAAAACAAUCCAAACAGUUGGAUUCAAACCGCAAUCGCCCGCAUAGAACAGGGCAAUCUUUCGGCGGCUGUCAGGCUUGUUUGCUCUCCCGAGGGUCUGGCGGGGGACUCGCCUGAGACAUUGGUUAGACUCAACGCCAUCCACCCCAGGUCACCAUCGGACAGGCGAGUCUUUCCUGCACCGGAAACCGUAAAUGGUUGCGUUUCACCCACCCAGGUGUUGUCAGCCCUGAAGUCAUUUAGGAAUGGUUCGUCUGGAGGUCUUGACUGCCUAAGACCCCAGCACAUUAAAAAUUUAAUUUCAGGCCCACUGCCCAUUGACGAGUUUGUAAGCUCCCUAACACAGUUUAUAAAUAUAAUUUUAUCUGGCGCGUGCCCAUCCGCCGCCAGCCGUUUCUUUUUCGGGGAGUCCUCGGGAAUUUCCGCGUUGGAUGGAAAACGUCCGGAUGGCUGCACGUUGAUUCCUUGGAGAGCCGGUAGAUGCCUGGCGUGGGACGUAACCGUUCCGGGCACAUUAGCGGAACGGUACGUGCACUUAACUAGCAAAGAAAGUGGUUUGGCCGCAACCAGGGCAUCGGAUGAAAAGUUUAAAAAAUAUGAAGGUGCCCUGCCCUCGAUGGAUUUUUUACCUGUUUGUAUCGAGGUUCUUGGCCCGAUGGACAACAACACUUCAAUAUUUUUUAAAAAGAUUUGCAAAAUGAUAAGUGGCAGGUCCGGCGACAGCAGAGAGCUAUUUUUCGCCAUGAAUCAUAUAUCUUGUUUGCUGCAAAGUUUGCCCAAAUUGAUGUACUUCCUGCGUACAUCCAAACACAUUGACCAUUCUAAAUUGGGCGAAUUUGACGGAGCCCUGCGCACCGCCCUGUCGUCGAUUUGCAAUGUUCAAGAACCAUCCGGCAUUUCUGCGCAUGAUGGUAGGCGCCCGGACAGAUGCACACUAAUACCUUGGAGAGUCGGCAGAUGUUUGGCGUGGGAUGUUACGGUCCCUGGCACCCUUGCCGAACGAUAUGUAAACCUGACAAGUAAAGAAUGCGGUUUGGCCGCGGCCAGGGCAGCGGACGAGAAAAUGAAAAAAUAUGGGAACGCCCUCCCCUCGAUGGAAUUCUUGCCAAUAUGUAUCGAGGUUCUCGGCCUGAUGGACCCCAACAUCCUUAAAUUUCUUAAGGCAAUAUGUAAAAUGAUCAGCGUCAGAUCAGGCGACAGCAGGGAACUGUUUUUCGCAACUAACCACAUUUCGUGCUUGUUGCAGCGGUUCCUGCGUGUCUGUGUGCUUGAAAAUAUCCAACUGAAUGCCGACAUGUGCAAUUAA